Molecule: messenger RNA, 768 nt
Organism: Magallana angulata
Lineage: Eukaryota; Metazoa; Mollusca; Bivalvia; Ostreida; Ostreidae
Exons: 3
Coding region: 35-559 (174 amino acids)
Source: RefSeq, a predicted model, not a curated record
UCAGAAAUAUUGUCAAACAAUCUUCUACAAACCUAUGACAAACAUGUGUUCUCUAUACAAGUACCCACUGCUUAAAUACACACCAACAUCCUCUGAACCAGGAAUUGAAGUUUAUGAAUUGGAAGGUUGUCCUCAUCCGGAGUUUGAUGUCUCCAGAGAAAUAGGUAUGUGUCUGAAAGUAUACCAAACGACGAAUUUCACGUACUCGUACAUCACCUCUGUUUGCAACCAGGAGGGUGGAGAACUGAUAUCAUUGGACACUGACACUAAGAUUGAUUUCCUAUCAGCUUAUUUACUCAUGCACUUUGGAACUCCAGUCGGUAUCACUGUUGGACUAGACAAUUCUGCGGGCUGGAAAUGGACCAAUGGAGAGCCAUUAUCAAUCAGCCAUCCCAAUGUCUUCAACGGAAUUAACAAUUAUGAUAUGGCCAUGGAUCCAUGUGAGAGCAACUACUGUGGAAUCUUAUCAGUUUAUUCCACAUCAGACAUGACACUGUAUGAUAACUGUUGCAAUAAUUUAGCAUCCUUCUUUGUUUGUACUAUGCCUUACCAGCAGUAAGAACAUUUACCGGUGAUGUCUUGUUCAAUCGCCAUCUUUCCCAUCUGACCUAGUGUGUUAAACCUUUUAUUCUGAAAACAAAGGAUACGUCUAGUUAAAACCCAAUUAUUUUAAAUUUUAUUUCUCUCAAAUGCACUAAUACAUUUUAAUUUGCGUCUGUGCAUAUCGUUCAAGCCUAGCCAACGUUUUGUAUGUCCCAUUCGACUCAC